Eurytemora carolleeae is the source of this 2715-nucleotide messenger RNA. RefSeq names its product kinesin-like protein KIF20A. Gene Ontology annotation, cellular component: spindle microtubule; nucleus. Gene Ontology annotation, biological process: microtubule-based movement; mitotic spindle assembly. The coding region runs from base 70 to 2715 and encodes 881 amino acids. NCBI's taxonomy places the organism in Eukaryota, Metazoa, Arthropoda, Copepoda, Calanoida, Temoridae. Gene Ontology annotation, molecular function: ATP binding; microtubule binding; plus-end-directed microtubule motor activity. The record is from RefSeq and is a predicted model, not a curated record. The transcript has 31 exons.
UUAAAAAUUCCUGUGUUAAGUUUCAGACAUAUCUAAAGUUUAUGAAAGGGGGAGAGGCAGAAAGAAAUAAUGAAGGCUUUCAUAACUCGAGAUUCGAGCUCCUCAGAUGAGUCCUUACUACCCCCCUCCUUUAUAGCAGCGCACCAUGAGGAUCCGUUCCAGACCCGUGGUUCUUCCAUCGUCUAUCCUGAUGCAAGGCGGAAUAUUUUGAUGGACAUCAACAAUGCUGAAAAUACUGUUCUGCCUCUACCUUCAGAUAAGGAUACGUUAAAGGUUUUUCUGCGAGUUAAACCUAGAACAGAAGAGGAGACUAAAUUGAGCAAAGAGGGAGGAUAUACAGAGAAUGAAAUCGUGAAUCUAGAGUCGGAGCACCAGAUUGCCUUAACAGCACCCAAGGAGAGUAAGGCGUACAAGAACUCUAUAAAUGGCGUCGGAAAAAUGACGCAUAGAUAUACUUUUACGCAGAUCUUUGAUUCGACAAUCAGACAAAAAGAGAUAUUCAGCCUGGUUGUACUGCCUCGGCUUCAGGAUUGUCUAGAGGGACAGAACCAGUUAUUGUUUACAUACGGCGCAACCAGCUCAGGAAAAACCUACACCAUUCAGGUGAGCGCUAAAGAGAGACGCAAGGUUAAGAGCGAUAUUCCACUUCGACCCAUCGGCUACAACAGGGUUAUUGGGGCCUCAGACAAGGACUUGGAAAGAACAAACAAGUUAAAGGAGGAUGUAUUUAAACUUGGAUUGAAUCUGAUUAAACGGAAACGGUCACCAGUUUCUUCCAUCAAUUCAAGUCAACUAAGUCAGGCUAGUGGUACAAGUGCUGUUAGUGGUAUGUCACUAGAUUCUCUUGAUGGAUCGGAGUUGUACAAUCUCUUCCCAGCUUUAAAUAACAGGAACAGAAAUUCGACGAAGUUAAGCGUAAAGGACGAAGCUAUUGUGUACACAGUCUGGAUCUCAUUCGCUGAAAUCUACAACGAGUGCGUCUUUGAUCUUCUAGAGAAGAUUCCUGAGGCGAAGAAGAAGGGAGAGAAGGUUCGGCGCCAUGUUCUUAAACUUUCUGAGGAUAAGGACGGGUCAACCUUUAUCAAGGAUAUCACGGAGAUACAGGUCUCCUCUGCAGACGAAGCCUACCAAGCUAUGAUGAUAGGACGUGAGAAUCUUCAGUUCGCUGCAACUAAACUCAAUCAUCAGUCUUCUAGGAGCCAUUGUAUCUUCACUAUUAAGAUCAUAAGAGUAGCAGAUACUAAUAAUCCACAGUUUGCUAGGGUGUCAAUGUUGAGUUUCUGUGACCUGGCUGGUAGUGAGAGAGUUAGUAAGACCCAGACUGUUGGGACAAGACAGAAGGAAGCGGGAAACAUUAAUACAUCUCUUCUUGUUCUUGGAAGAUGUAUCAAAGCAAUCCGAUCCAACCAGGCCUGUAUAGAUGUAAAGAAGCAUCAGAUGAUUCCUUUCAGGGAGUCUAAACUUACUCGUCUGAUCAAGAAUUAUUUUACCGGACUAGGCAAAGCAAGUCUUGUGGUCUGUGUGUCUCAGGCUCCGUAUCUGUUCGAUGAAUCUAUUCAUGUUAUGAAGUUUGCUUCCAUAGCAACCAAAGUGACAGUUGAACAGUUCAAGGCCCCUGCCCCGCAGCCUGCUGCCCGGCGAACCACCCGGUUCAGUUCUAUUCUAGCUAAGGGUGGGAAGCAAAGUUUCGGACAAUCUCUUCUAUCUGGUCGAGGAUCUAUAGCCUGGGAACCAUCUUCAAGAUCAACCAUGAUACCUGACUUUACUAACGGUCUUGUUCCACCUUCCUUUGCUCCUUCCUCUAGAUCUACCAUCUGCCCUCAGAUCAAUAUAACCGAGGUGGAUGAGGAGGAUGAGUCUGAUGUCCAGGAUGAAACAAUAUGUGAGUCUGCUCAGUAUCACGCUCUCCUGGAUCUAGUGGAAGAUCUUAAACUUAAACUUAUCGAGGAGCGUAAGAAGAAUAAAACGCUGGAAAGAAAUAUUAGAGAACAACUUUGUGACGAAUUCAACGAAAUGUUAGUGGAGAUCGAAGAGAUGCACACAGGACGGUUAGAGAGGGAGAGGGAGAAUAUGAAGGAACGAAGUGAAUGGAGAAUACAACAACUUCAACUUGCCUACAAGAAUAAGGGAAACAAGCGUAAGCGUGUCGGCGAUUCGGGCGAGGAAUUUGAUGGAAAUGAGAUGAAAAUUGCAUCUUUAGAAAAUCAGGUUUCUGAAAAGUGUAAGGAGUUUGAGAACUUGAAUAACCAACUGCAGGAGGCAGGAUCAGUGGAACAGGCCCUAAAGGACACACUUAAAGCAAGUAAUGAGGUUAAGGACAAACUUCAAGAACAAAAUAGCAGCUUACAGUUCCAACUAGCGGAUCAGCAGCGAUUAGCUGCUGAGAUAGGCAGGGAACUUCUUGCAACGAAGAAUAGACUCCACGAAGAUCAAAAGUUGAAUAUGGACAAGUUAGAAAGCGAGGAAUCACAGAUUAGUGAGCUGAAGAUACAGGUGACCAACCUAAUGAACAGCAUGGCUGCUAAGGAAGACGAGUGUCAAGACAUGAAGGAACUUCUACAGGAGGCAGGUGAUGAGUUUUUGGAGAAACAGGAAGAAAUUAAGAAACUAGAAAAUGCUGUGACAGUUGUUAACACAGAAUACAUGUUUUCAUAUUUUUUGCUACCACAUAAGUCAUACGCUGAUAUAGACAUAUAUAUCCGACCUCCGUUUUGA